Molecule: messenger RNA, 1654 nt
Organism: Lolium perenne
Lineage: Eukaryota; Viridiplantae; Streptophyta; Magnoliopsida; Poales; Poaceae
Molecular function (GO): DNA binding
Source: RefSeq, a predicted model, not a curated record
AUCGUAACCAGAAAACACAAAUCCAGCUCCCCUCCCGGAUCUACCACGAUUCUGCGACAGCGAGAGCGGGAACCCCAAACUCGAAACCCCACCCCCCGCGACGGCGACGGAGAUGGCCACCACCGGCGACGAGCACGUGACGGCGGCGGCGGGCGAGGAGACGCCGCUGCGCAAGGCCGCGGAGACCACCGAGCUCUCGGCGCCCGACGGAUGGACCAAGAAGGUUAAUCCCACUCGACCUGGAAAAUUUGAGGUUAUUUUUGUUCCACCAACUGGCGAGGAGAUCAAGACCAAGAGAGCUUUAACGCAAUACCUUAAAAAGAACCCUGGAGGCCCUGCGGUUUCAGAGUUCAACUGGGGAACUGGUGAUACUCCGAGACGGUCCUCACGGCUGAGUGAAAAGGUUAAGCCCGCCGAGAGCUCAGAAGAUGAAAGGCCCGCCAAACGUGGAAGACCAUCAAGCUCUAAGAAAGGCAAAACGGGGAAACAGGAGGAUGAAGAGGAUGAAGAUGAGAAGCCUGCCAAGCCCGCCAAACGUGGAAGACCAUCAAGCUCUAAGAAAGGCAAAAAGGGGAAACAGGAGGAUGCAGAGGAUGCACCAGCUGAAAGUGAAGAAGCCAAAGUGACUGAUAUUGACGUGGAGAUGAAAGAUGCUGAGAAUGCUCAGGAAGAGAAGAAAGAGGGUGACAUUUCCCAGGAAGAGAAGAAAGAGUCUGAUACUGCUCAAGAAGAGAAGAAAGAUGUCCCUAUGGUAGAUGCUGCAGAGAAGACUGAAGAAGCUGAAGUCAAGGCUGACGUCUCAGAGCUUCCUAAGGCUGCAGAAGCUGCAGAGAAGACGGACGAACCCGAAGUCAAUACAGAAGUCCCGGAGCUUCCUAAGGGUGAAGAUGCUGCAGGGGAGACAGUAGCCGCCGAAGUCGAUACACAAGUGUCGGAGCUUCCUGAGGUUGCAGAUGCUGCAGGAAAGACAGAAGACGCCGAAAUUGAUAUAGAAUUCUCGGAGCUUCCAUUAGGUGCAGAUGCUGCAGAGAAGACUGAAGAAGUCUCGGUGCUUCCUAGUGAUGUGUCUGCCCCUGUAGCAGAGAACAAGGGAGAUGGAAAGCCAGCUGAGUCUGAAGUAGCAGCUCCCCUGGAGGGCGAGAAAACUGAGAACGGCCCGGCCAUGGAAUCUACAGGGCAGCCUGCGGUGGAGAAGAAAGAAGAGGCUGAUAGCACUAUCAACCCUGUUACGCCCCCUCCAGUAGAGGUAAACACAGACGCUCCAGCAGCAGAGGCAGCAAAAGAGGCAGAUAACUCGGCGGCUCAAAAGGAUGACCAGACGAACGGUGUCAGCGUGGACAACAACGGGCAGAUCCAGCUAGGUGGCUCGCCAACCGUGAAGUGCACCUGAGAGCCAGUUUGAUGAGACUUGCCUCUGUAUGGUUAGGACGAAAUCUUGCAUUUGCUUUGAGAACUGUAAUCGUGUUUAAACUGACCGCGCCCCAUAAUUUAGGUUCCUCCGCAUAUACUUUACUGCAUCUGUUGUCUUAAGCCCUGUAUGGGGCAGUAGGCUGGCCCUACGCCGCCUCGGCCAUUACUAGCAUUUGUAACUUGUUAGAGCGCACAUUAAUCUCAGGAGGAUAUUUAUUUACAUAAUACUCUUCUAUUGUUGUAA